Messenger RNA from Peronospora belbahrii, 1698 nucleotides. The record is from the annotation of a GenBank genome assembly. NCBI's taxonomy places the organism in Eukaryota, Oomycota, Peronosporomycetes, Peronosporales, Peronosporaceae.
AUGUCAGAAGCCACACCACGUCGUUCGAGACGUGAACAUCAACCAAGUAUCAAGGCUGCGUCCUCGUCGUUUACUGUAUUUACGCCUGAUACCUCUCUAUGUACGCAACAACGUUGUGAAGUACUCUCAUCAACAUCAUUACCAUCGACAUUUCCAAUGACACCACCACUAGUACAGAGUACAGUGACGUCGCUUGCAUCAUUUGAUACCGUGUCUGUGGUUGAAAACAAUCCUGCAAAAGUUAAUAUUCAACAUCGAAAACUUCGAGCAGCUGCACAUACAAUGUCAAGUGGGUCACUAUUAAGUGGGACAUCCCCCUUUAAUGGGGUACAACAAUCGAUUUACUCUCAAACAAAUGGGGUUUCAUGUAAUGACAAUAAGCUACUGGGUAAAUACUCAAGCCACGAUUGUUUAAUGCUGUGUGAAGUAAUUUUGAGUCAAUUAGAGAAGCAGACGCUAGCAUCGACAGUCUUGGACGAAGAAAAGUCUCCAGCAUUUAUCAGGUGGGAAUUAGUGGCUGAGAAGAUGAAGAUGAUGCAGCAACUUAAGAUGACACCCAGGGAAUGUCAGUUGCUGUGGAGAUUUCUGGCAUACGGUCAAAUUCCAGUGCUUGACAUUGAAAAAGAAGAAAGAGAAACAUUGCGAUCAGAUUCAGACGAGGCUAUAGUUUAUCAAAAUUCAAAGAAAAUAAACUGUCGGCUGGCUGCUGAACGAACAAACACUGCAGUGCAGAACCAGGGGCAAAUCGCUGUAAGUAUAAGGACGACAGAUGCUAUAACCAAAGAAGAAACCGCACCAAAUAGCAUUGAGGUGUUGCGACAGAACCAGGUCAAUGAAUCAAAGGAGAACGCGCAGGAAAACACGGUGAACACAAAGGAGUCGUCCAUCAAAUUGUAUCCGACCUAUUCACUGCCGACGGGGGCGCCAGAUGCCUGGUGUUGUUCGUUCGGCCCGAAAGACGCGUUACCGCUGACCUUCGUGGCGUCGAGGUUUCUUCGGCGAAAGCCAUCACCGUCACCAGCUCAAGCGCGAUUCGAGAAAUCAACUGUUAAGCCAGUAUUAAAAGCUGCAGGAACAGCAAAUCUGAAGCGUUAUCAAGAACCUCCAGCCAACAGUGCCGAAUCUAAACAACUGAAGUUGUUCACACCAGUAGUGUCAAAGCCUCCUUGCUCAUACAAGCCGUCAUUGACCCCACUUGUUGCUGCGGCGCGUGCUCCGUCGGCGCUCGAUUUCUUUGAGCUCCGUCUUCGGGAAGAGCAAGCGCAAAAGAUGCCGGUUGCAACAUUUGAGUUGUCUGCUACAGACGUUCAAAAUCGAUAUAAAGACGCAUCUGCCGAAGUGCGUCACCAGUGUCAAACAUUAGCUGCACACGAGGUUGAGCGGUUUGACCGAAAAAUCGUGCGCGCAAAUAUCGAGCAGAGAGCAAUGGAGGCUGUUAAUACAAAAGCGAAACCAACUGCGGCCUCAAUUGCGUCGUCAGCAUUGAAACCGGCCGCGUCGAUGUCACAGUCAAGUAGCACCGCAGCUUCUGCUGGAAAUGCAGCUGCAAGUUCGGCCACGUCUUCAGGCCCUGCUACCGCUCUGUUUGCUCAUGUUGCAGCGAAUACGACAGCAAUUGCAAGGAAUGAGAGCAUUAUCGCUUUGACAAAAAAUACUUCGAAUGCCUCGAACAGUGCUGAUGUGAAUAAAAGAAGAUGA